Molecule: messenger RNA, 825 nt
Organism: Suillus paluster
Lineage: Eukaryota; Fungi; Basidiomycota; Agaricomycetes; Boletales; Suillaceae
Exons: 3
Coding region: 1-825 (274 amino acids)
Molecular function (GO): protein binding
Source: RefSeq, a predicted model, not a curated record
AUGCAGGUCGAAAAUGCGCUAUUCAAGGUCCAUGCAACUCAAUUAUCACGCUCAUCCAUUGCAUUCGAGGAGAUGUUUUCUGUUGGAGGUCAAUUUCAGCCAAUGGAAGGCAUGGAAGGCUCGAGUGACGACUAUCCAAUUGUCAUCCCCGAACUCAGCAUGAAUAUGUUCGAACUGUUCCUCUCAGUUGCAUACAGCAGUUGGAAACCCGAGGGUCCCACUCAUGAUGAUGUUAUCGACCUUCUUCAGUUCAGCAACAAGUUCAUGAGUCAAAAAGCUCGCGAUGUCGCCAUUAAUCACCUUCAAGAACAUCGAUUUCAACACAAACCAUAUGAACUUCUGGCACUCUGUCUUGAAUUUUCAAUUCAAAAGUUCUUUGUUCCCGCUUUUCGCCGUCUCAUUGAAUUUCGCGUCCGCGAUAUUCCAGGACCAGUGCGAAAGAGACUUGGGUUUGAAGUAUGGAACGCCUUUGUAGAUUUAAAGGAGCUUCUCAACGAGCACUGCCGCAUUGUCGCCUGCGAGGAGCCGCCCAUUAUCGAGCACUCACAAUACUGCACUGACAACACCACAUGUUCCAUUGACUGGCGGCAACUUCCUCAAGAUUUCCGUGACGCUGUCGAGCGCUUCCAGGAGCUUGGGUUCGAAAUCGGAAGGGUGAAUCCAGAGUGCUGGAAGACCCUGCUUCAAACAGUGAAGAAAGGAGCGGCAUUCCAUCUAGCCUUUGAUCUCAUUGAGGAGACGGCUCAGCAGUUGUCGGCAGCUCUGAUCACGGAGCCUGGCCCAAUGUUGACACGUGCAGAGUUGGAUACCUUGGGGCAUCAAUGA